AUUUCAUUGCAUUCAGCUCUCAAAGGAUAACCACCUCCAAUAUACACAACAUAAAUGUGACCAAGAUUAUGCAUAUAACCACACACACAUACACAUAUAUAACACAGGGAAACAUAGUCUAGUUUGGAUGUAUACAUGUAUACAUGUCGAGAAAAAAAGAAUCUUGUGAAUAUUAGGAAGAUACUUUCAACUGGCCAUUUAUAUGGGAGCAAAAGGCCAAAUGCACGUUCCCUAACUUGGUGCCACUGCUGAUAAAAUCCUUCCACACCAUGUUGCUUUGAUGCAUAUAAAACACACUUUUUUCCCCAGGAGCUCAAAGGAAGCUUCCACUGAGAGAUUUUGCUUUGUUUUACAAGCUCCACAAAAAAUCAUCUGAGGUGAACUGGGCUGAUACAGCUUGACUGCCCCCCCCCCCAUGUUAUCAAUUGUUGUUUUAUCAAGUAAAUGCUAAAAUGUUAUCAACUUUGUUUGUUAAACUGAGUUAUAUAAUGACCUAUCUCACCAGCUGGGAGACAAGCAAAAGAUUACAAACCAACCGAAAGAAAACAGCAAAAAAAAAUAAUACAAUAAUAAGUGCUUAAUAAUAGAGGGAAUCUAAAUUUAGCGGCUACAACUGGAACCAACAAUUAGGCUGUUAAGCAAAGCAGUUGUUAAGUGUUAAUAUGACUGUGCUUAUGAUCUUACUUCAGUUCUCCUUUGCUUUAUAGACCUGCCAAGGUAGUAAAUCAAUGGAUCGAUCACAAAGUGGGUUUUUUUCAUCAUCGUCAUAAAUGUGAACAGUUGUUGUCCAAAGCAGUUGCUAAGUGAGGACUAUCUGUAUAAAGAGAGAUUUGUUCCUUGUCUGUCUGAGAUUAGGAUUUUUCUUGACACAGAUGCAUUAUUAAAAGCACAUCAGAAGUGCAAAUAAAAAUAUAGAAAUCAACCCAGUGCUGUUUGGUUUUAGCUAGGUUUGAUUUUAUUCCUGUUUCUUGGAAAUGGUUAUUCCAACCAUUUCUGAUUCUCCCUGGUGUUUUCUGGCCCAACCAGAAGAUGAUAAAAAAAAGUCUUCUGGAUUCCUUGCAGGACUCUAAGAUUUUCAAAAGUCUUUGGCUACCCCACAACGUGAAAUAAAAUAAAAGGGUUAUACCUCUCUCUCUCUCUUUCUCUCUCUCACUCUCUCUCUCAAAUAAAAUAAAAUAAAAUAAAAGCAAAUUAGGAAGAAGAAAAGGUCCUUAACAGCUGUGAUGGACUUGUCUGGAAAAGCUGUUUGCUCCAACAUGUCCUUCCUGUUCCUUGGAGAGCAUUUUAUCACAUCCUUAUUAUUAUUUUCCCAGCUUUCUCCUUUUCUUCGCUCACAGCAGCUGACAUCCGAUCCUUUCUCCCCGUCUUGAUUUGAAUGGCCCCCUCCCUCUCUCUUGCUCUCAUUCUCUGUGGGUCCUUUAGGAGAGCCAGAUGUUCAGACAAAGGGUGCCAAAAGACAGCUGGAGGUGAAGGUAGAAUGGGAGGCAAACUGCAUUUUUGCACCACGUUCUUUACAACUACUUUAUGCCUGGUGUUUCUGCUCUACCCGCCCUGGAACUAUGCAAAGAGGCGCUGGAGAAGACAACUGAAGCUGGUGGAGAAGUACGACGAUUAUGAGGACUCUCUUCAUCCCCAUAGUGCACACUACCAGAAGAAUGACCGGUGUCCACCACCAUCACAGACCUUACCAGAACGAGCAUGUGAAGCUCCCAGCUGUCGGUCGGACUCUGAAUGCGAGAAGCACAAACGCUGUUGCUAUAAUGGAUGUAUCUAUGCCUGUUUAGAAUCAGUGCCACCACCCCCAGUUUUAGAUUGGCUGAUUCAGCCCAAACCUCGCUGGUUGGGUGGAAAUGGCUGGCUCCUGGAUGGACCAGAAGAAGUCCUACAAGCUGAAACAUGCAGCACCACUGAGGAUGGAGAUGACCCCCUGCACUGUCCAACAGGAUUUGAAUGCCACAUCAUCCAUCCUGGGAAUGCCGCCGAGGGCAUCCCCAACCAGGGCCAGUGCAUCAAGCUACGCGGGAACUCCGAUGGAUGGAAUCUAAGACCCAAAUACUACAAGGACUAUUUUGGACACAGUUCCAGCAAUGGAUUUGGAUACGUGAAGCAAACGCAGAAGCACCUUGGUUAAUUCAAGAAGAAUUCUUUGGACUGGUCAUAUGUGAUCUCAAAAGGAAAAUAAGAACAUUGGAUAGGCAAAGGAUAAACCCUAACCAAGUGAGAAUAAAGCCAGGAGAAUGUAGAUGUUUAAUCUGUUCAUUGCCAGAUUAUUUUGAAUUUCUUUUCAAUAUGCCUCAAAUAAACUUACUGCCAGGGAAA
This is a messenger RNA of Crotalus tigris (Tiger rattlesnake), 2319 nucleotides long. It is a transcript of the gene WFDC1, whose product is annotated as WAP four-disulfide core domain 1. Bases 1376 to 2131 code for a protein of 251 amino acids. The transcript is spliced from 7 exons. NCBI's taxonomy places the organism in Eukaryota, Metazoa, Chordata, Lepidosauria, Squamata, Viperidae. Gene Ontology annotation, cellular component: extracellular region. Gene Ontology annotation, biological process: regulation of cell growth. The record is from RefSeq and is a predicted model, not a curated record. Gene Ontology annotation, molecular function: peptidase inhibitor activity.